GGAUGCAGUCACCAAAUAGUUGCGACACAAAAAUUCCAAUAAAUCCAACUUGGAAGCAACAGACUGCAUCAAAUAACGUUAAAAUGUCUUCAGAUUUAACUUCAACAGAUAAUAAUUCUGAUUCUUGUUCAAGUGAUGAAGUUAUUGUUGAUGGAUAUAUUGAAGAAAGUAUUCCAACUUCUAAUCGAUGCAGAAUACGGACAAGAACGAUUUCGAACUCGAAAGCUGAAGAAGAGGAUGUUUUUAUGACUGAGACUGGACGAAAAGUUUAUACAAAAGGACGCCCUCCUUGGUAUGAUAGAGCUGGAAAGCGUCUAAAAAAGUCUUAUUUAAUUGGAAUUUGUGGGGGCUCUGCUUCUGGUAAAACAACUGUUGCCCAAAAAAUUAUUGAGAGAUUGGAAAUGCCUUGGGUAACUGUACUUGCUAUGGACUCUUUUUAUAAUGUUUUGAAUGAAGAACAGCACCAUUUGGCUGAUAAACAAGAAUAUAACUUUGACCAUCCAAAUGCUUUUGACUUUGAUUUACUUUACGAAACACUUCUACGUUUAAGAGACGGCAAGUCAGUUGAAGUCCCCGUCUACGAUUUUACGACACACAAACGGUCAAAAAAUCCAAAAUUAAUGUAUGGCGCUGACAUUUUAAUUUUUGAGGGAAUUCUUUCUUUUCACACACCGGAAAUUGUAUUUGUUGACACUGAUUCUGAUACUAGAUUGGCCCGCCGUUUACAAAGAGAUAUUUCUGAAAGGGGAAGGGACGUCGCUGGUGUUUUAGAUCAAUAUAUAAAAUUUGUGAAACCAGCGUUUGAUUCUUUUAUUGCUCCAUGUUAUUAUGGCUGUCAACACACUCGAAAUGGUUCUUCCCCUUCCCUUCCUGAAUCCCCUUCUAGUAUUGAACCUCCAGUCAAAUUGCCUUCUUCACUUCACAUCAUAAGAAAUUGCUCUAGUGCCAAAAAGUUUCAGGCUUUUCUUCGCUCUUGGAAAGAUAAUGGAAAAACAAAUAUAAUGGAAGAAGUGAUGAAACAUGCAGAAUUAAUUCUUCCUGAAUUGAUUGAACAGGCAUUGAGUUUGUGUGGUAGUCAACAUGAAAUUGUGCAAAUGCAAAAUCCUGACAAUGACAACAACGUUAAUGGCCAAAAAUAUAAUGGAAAAGUUUGUGGAGUUGCAAUUAUGGCUACUGGCGAUUCAUUAGAAAAAUCUCUUCGGUCUUUAACUGGAAAAUUUGGAACACUUUUAAUUCAAACAAAUGAGCAAACACAGGAUCCAGAACUUUAUUAUUUACGUUUACCAAAGAAAUUGAAUCAAUACAAAAUUAUUUUGAUUGACACAACUGUUUUGACUGGUGCUGCCGCAAUAAUGGCUAUUCGAAUUCUUUUGGACCACGAUGUUCGUGAAGAAGAUAUUUUGUUUGUUUCUUUGCUUAUGACAGAAGCAAGUGUUCACUCAUUAGCUUAUGCAUUCCCUAAAGUCAAACUUCUAACUACAGCAGUCCAUCAUACAUUAAAUAAACAAUUUAGUGCUAGAUGUCGUUCAAAUAAUUUAGUUGAAAUUCCAAAUUUUGGUGCUGAGGCAGUUGGUUUAGUUACUACAGAUGAUGAAGAUGAACGGGCAGAAACAGGGGUUAAUGUGGCAAGUUAA
Messenger RNA from Meloidogyne enterolobii, 1634 nucleotides. The record is from the annotation of a GenBank genome assembly. NCBI's taxonomy places the organism in Eukaryota, Metazoa, Nematoda, Chromadorea, Rhabditida, Meloidogynidae.